AACACCCUUCGAAAUACAAAGGGAGUGAAGUGCCUAGAGUUUUUUGUAACUAUCUACAUAUCCGAGAAUGAAGAUUCUUUGCGUGCUCAUCGUGGCCUGUGCUUUGUGGGAGGCGAAUGGAUAUCCGUAUCCCUAUUAUGGAAGUAAUGCGGAUUCAAUUUCCUACGGAUCGACCGAUAUCAAUCGCGGUGGUGUUGCGCUGAGCCGUUACUACAACCCGUACUACAACCCACGUGCCUACGGGGGAGGAAUGGCUGCCUUCAUGUUCAAACCCGAGGAGCGGUACCAGCCUCAGACAAGCCAAUACUACCUCCCUGACAGACGCCGCCAAACGCAACCAGAAUCCAACUAUCCCCAACAAAACGAGGUGUACUACCCCCAACUACCUGAACAAUCCGAACGAUUGCCUGAACAGCCCGUGAUACAAGAAAACCCGAUAGCUAUACCAGAACUACCAACAAUCACCGAAGCAACCGAGCAUGAAAAAUCUGAACUGGGAACUACUACGUUGAAAUCGGUCGUCCCAGAACUAACGGAACCAGAAUCCGAGGAAAUACCCAAGCCUGCACCAAAGAAACGCGUGACCAAGAAGAAGCAAGUUAAAAGACCUGUAGAGGAAGAAGAAGAUGAAGGUGAGGACUAUCCUAAGAUGCCAACUGGAGCGUAUUUCCCAAUGUUCUUCGGCUUGGGCGGUAGGUCCAGUAAUGGCGGCGCACCAGGUGGUGCAACCGCUAUAGCCAAUGCCUUCAGCACUGGACGCGGAGGUGUCGCCACGAGUCACGCUACUGCUUAUGGAUUACCAAGAUCUGAAAGUAAAAGAUUGUAAUGUUAUUAGAUUACAUAAAGGUAUACUUUAAGAAGCCUAUAUAUGUCUGUCUGCCUAUAAAAAUCUGCUUCCAGAUGUUAGUGUCAUACUCAAAAAAAUCCAUAGACUAUGGAUUUUAGUCUAUGGACUUAAAAUUUUUACACAACACUUUUUACAUUUUUUAAACGUAAAAGUAAAAGUCUUGUACGAAAACAAAAGGUUCUAACUACUGACGUUCUAAGAGCGUUAGUUUCCCAUUAAUUAAAGUCAGACUGGCAUUAGAAUAAUAGAUUCAUAUGCCAUCUAGCGCUUAAACCUUAAACUAAGACAGAAUUUUCCAUUCAAACCGUUUCGCCUAGCAAUAGUUUGAGUUGACUGAUGUUGCCAUAUUUUAGUUCAGUUUAGUCCUUACAGAGGGCGUCUCCAUUGAUUGUU
Pararge aegeria (speckled wood butterfly) is the source of this 1240-nucleotide messenger RNA. RefSeq lists its product as uncharacterized. The record is from RefSeq and is a predicted model, not a curated record. NCBI's taxonomy places the organism in Eukaryota, Metazoa, Arthropoda, Insecta, Lepidoptera, Nymphalidae.